AGAAGAUUCUGCUUGUAACAAGGAGCAUCUUUUUUCCUCUCCCACAGACAAGAACUCUUCAACAUCCCACGUUUUUUUAGAGAAAGACUGACUUCACUGUGUGUACCACGACACACAUAGUCAUCCUAAUAUCCUAUAAAUAUCAUCCUAUUCUAUCCCAUCCUCCUGUGAUCUUAUCCCAUAACGGAUGUCAUUGUAUUUGUAGCUCAGAUAUACUAUGUUGUAUUAGAGAAGUAGGUAAGCAUAUUUAUUAGAGAACUACACUACCCCCAGUUCGACUUGAUUAUAGAGUUCUUGAGAAUCAGACUGAGACUCGAUUACGCGGUUAAGGAAGAAAGCAUUAGAAGCAAUUCUGUCUCUUUUUCGUCUUACAUCAUUCAUCUUCAGAUUGUUUAGACAAAUGUUUUCGAAAAGUUUUUGACACACUCGACUGUCGAAUUUGAUAGAGAACCAGAGUAGAAACUUCUGCUACGCUUACAAAUACCCACGCUCCCCUCGUUCUAGAGGUAUCAUUGAAGCGGAGGCUAUAAGAAUUUGUUCCUCGUCUUGUUACUUCCUUCGAUCAAUGAUCUAUGAUAGAAAUCGCUCAACAGAGAGGACACGGAGCAUCGCGAUGAUGACGCUGAGACAGAACAAGAAAACGAUGAUUGGGUUUGCGGCAUUGGUAGUGGGUCUCCUGGGACAUGUUGACUUUCAUGUGUACGCUCUUCAUGCAUUUCUGCAACAAGAGCGUCGUGUUCACGAAGGUGUAACUCACCACAGCCGCAGCGAUGAGGCCGCGAACGCGUGGUGUUGGAAAAACUUUGCAUUAUGAAGUGACGCCAAUUGACCUAUCAUCUUUCUAAGUACGCAUUACAGAGCUUCAUGAGUACCAAAUCAAUGUCAUAGAAGGACUGUCAUGCUAAAGAUGACGAUAUAGGUCAAACUAGUACGGAAGUCGCUAAUUCAAAACGUCGGGGGACCGCAAGCAAAUUAUAUCGAUGGCUAUUGCACAUACAGUGAGGGGAAAUGUCCGUGGCAAGCGCUUCCUUCAUUCGGCAAGGACAAAGAGGAGGCGAAGAUGGAGCUGUGCGGUGGACCAACAUCUUCCAACACCUGUGGAAGCUGCAUGGAGAUACGAGGGUGGACUGGUGAAAAUUGUUGCACAUUCGUUCGGAAAGACGAGCCAACACGUAUUAUUACUUCUGAUCAUUUAUUUCUCGUUUUUUCUCCGCUUUUGGAGCAACCACUAGUACUGGAGGAAUUAUAUUCGAGAAGGGCCUGAUUUGAUUCGGAUGAUAGACAGAUACACAUUUUUAGUAGGACAAAUACAAAGUAAAUGUAAAGAAGUAGAUCACAUCAUGAUGAACUGCAUACGCUGUUAGUAUGGUCUCAGUCUCACAGAUGCAACGUUAGCGUUACUAGUAAGACCACUAGGACCUAUGUAGAUGUACCUAAAAUGAAGUAAGUGCCACUAGGACUUAAAACGGACCUCGGUUACUAGUAAGACCACUAGGACCUAAAAUGAAGUAAGUGCCAAUUUACAACAGAUCGUGGCUCUGGCAAGAAAUUGACGUCAUGGGAGCAGGCGUUUAUCCGAGAUCACUACGCCAGAACAAUUUGCGAUGGCAAUCCGCAUCGUUUUCUCUACCCUGUCGGCCGCAAGAAGAAUUAAGGCGAGUUAUAACAUAUUUUCUAUUUCUGUUGCGCUCUAUAUAUUCUAUAUACGUGGCACCAGGGAGGUGGGAGACCGUAAGGUGGACCGAACGCCGUAGAGCUGUCCAAAUGAGUCCCACCGCAUGCUUCCCCCUAUUAUAAGGGUGAUUCUUGUCGCUCUCCCUGAUGCGUGACGCGUGACGCGUGACGCGUCACGCCUCCCACGUCACGCCUCCUACGUGAGGCGUGACAUGGGAGGCGUCACGCGUCGCCCCGAAGCCGCCCACGGAUCUAUCAAGGAUCCACGGAUCUAUCAAGGAUCCGCAGAGCGAUCGAAGGUCCACGGUUCUUUCAGCGGAUCACCCAAGGAUUCACGGAUCUUCCAAGGAUCCACGGAUCUUUCAAGGAAGGAUCCGCGGAUCUUUCAAGGAUCCACGGAUCUUUCAAGGAUCCCCGGAUCUUUCAAGGAUCCACGGAUCUUUCGAUCGAAGUUCCGAAGAGCUCUCAAGGAUCCGCGGAUCUAUCAAAGAUCCACGGAUCUAUCAAGGAUCCGCGGAGCUAUCAAGGAUCCGCGGAGUGUAUCAAAGAUCCGCGGAGCUAUCAAGGAUCCACCGAUCUAUCCAAGAUCCGCGGAUCUAUCAAGGAUCCACGGAUCUAUCAAAGAAAGACCCGCCGAGCGAUCGAAGAUCCGCGGAUCUAUCAAGGAUCCACAGAUCUAGCAAGGAUCCACAGAUCUAGCAAGGAUCCACGGGCCUCAUGUAGGUUAGCGAUCACCUAGAUUCCUCAAAAUCAAGCCCCUCCUGCCCGUUGUUGCGUGCUGCGUGACGCUUGAAAUUGAGGGCAUACAUUUCAUCCCCCCCGAAGCUCUGGGCGUGACGCGGUGGGCGUCACGCGUCACGAAACAGCUCUACGGCGUUCAGUAAGUCCCACGGUGGGAGACCCCACUGUGGAUGGAGCGGCGGGCGUCCGCGCGCCCUUUUUUCUGCGGUGGUGACAUGUAAGGACUCCCGAAGGCGAGGGCCUCAAUAGGCGGAGCCGGAGGCCCUUGGCGGCUCUCCGCGUGUAUCCCACCGGCGUCCCGACUCUUGGGCCCUAUCACGGGGACGGCCUCCGGGGGAAGAAGGCUGCCGAAGGCGGCCACGGUCGCGAGGCCUGGCCCCUUUACCGCUCAUCCUCCCAAUUGGUGGCAGCGUCAGCCGCCACCAAACGCCAGGGGGGCUGAGGACCAAAGCCGAGGAGGAGUGGGGGCAAGGCGUGCCCGCUUGGGUUCUGUCGGAUACAUGCAGCGCGGCGAAAGGGGUCAAGCCUUGCCACCUGCUGCCCUAGGAGGCCUUCCACCUCCCAAGAAACUCACCCAGUGAGGAACCCGCACGCGGGAGGUCUGUAGGGUACACGCGACACGGCAUGGGAGUUCUGUAGGGUAAAUGCAACACGGCAAGGGGGUCAAGCCGUGCCACCUUUGCCGCCUUCGGAAGCCUUCCAUCCACCCCCGGCCGUCGGUGCUUGAACGGCCUGGGGGGCUUGGGUUCUGUAGGGUGCAGGCAAGAAGCCGUGAGGCCGCGAAGGAGGGCGCUUGGAGGCCUUCCUGCCCGGCAGUCCCUCGAGGAAAAGGGCCCGGGGCUGGAGGCCCCCCCCAAGAAUUCAGAUCGGGGGGGCGUUCAGCCCUGAGCCAUGGAACAUAUACAACGAAAAAAGCAAAAGGUGGCUCGAACUUCAAUUACAAGAGAGACAGAGGCCUUGUGUGAGGCUUGUGGUCGGAGGUAGUCAUUACCGCUUGUUUGUUUCUGCAGAGGUUUUUGUCUGAUGGUGAUAAAUGUGCCGACAAGUAAAAACUCCCUUUAUUUUUACCUUGUCAUACAUAAAACUGAAACUAAAACAAGUUUGCUUGUUUGUUCUAAGAUCAAUAUUCAUCUUGAUAAGUAGAAUAUGUGGGUACGACUAGCACUAGCAGCUGCAAGUAUCGACUGCGACUUCAGUAUUGUUCGAGAUUAUCGCGAUCUAGUUGUAGACUUGUUGUUGAUUCUAAUGCGUGAACGAAAUGGCAACCGCCAUGCAUGUGCUUGAUCUUUAUAGCAAAGGAACUCCCGUUGAGAAGGACUGGAUGUCAAAGUUCAACGCCAUACUCCCCAAGAAUGAUGAGCAUCGCGAGGAAAUCCCUGGCCCCACUGCUGCAGCAAAACCACACCAGACGGAUUUUAUCGGCUUGAAGGAAUCAGACAAGCUUCUGAUAACGGACGUUUAUCUCAAAAGUCUCAGCCGUGAUGAGGAAGAGCGGAUCCGUGAAUACCCUCGGACCAUGGCAUGCAGCUGGAAACUCCCUGCGCGAGAUACGGAUGGUUCGGCACCGGGUGGAAAGCGAGUGGCAAGUGUUGACGGGGAUAUGGAUGAUUCGCCAGCGGCUGGAAAGGGAAUGGCACUCGUCGCGGAAGGGGCAGAAGUCCCACUCUCACGAGCUCCAGAUGCUACUACUGCGUUGCAGCGCGUGGAUGGCAUUUUUCAAGGUACUGUUACGAUGCUGACACAGGAUGAAAAGACAAUGCUUGACGACAUCAAAGGUGAUGAAAAUAAUUUUUCGGCGUUGCUGAACGAAGGUGGCCCGGCCGACGUUGCUGCUAUCACGGAGACCCUUUCUGCUUAUUCAGCGAGCAUGUACUCAGACCAGCACCAGCAGGCAAAGGAAGGUGGCGACGCCGAGACUGGGAAGAUUCGGGAUAUGCUCUCGGAUUUGAAGAAAAGGAAUAAUUGCGAGUCGGGGGAUGGUGGAGGGAGCGAUCAUCAACAAAGUGAUCUUGCGAAGCAAUCUGUAUGCCUCUGGGUGAAAGAUGAGAAGUCCUCAUCCUCGUGUCCGAUAAUCUCGCGUCUGGAGAACUUCCAUGAGAUUGUUUCCAGUUCCGCCGAUGGUCCGAAGGAACUUCCGAUAAUCUCUGUGAAGGAGCUCGCAACGGUGGAGGAGCUGCUUCGCGGAGUUUGGGCCGAGUUGCCAGCGGACGAACAAGUUGUCAAGAACUUCUUUCGCACCCGUGCUGGUCCCGGUGCUGUAGGUCAAGGGAAAGUGUGGAGACAGCUCUCAAGUACAUAUGACGAGAUGUCGUGUCGGGCUUUAUCUGAAGAUCCUGAAGGCCGUCCAGAGGACCCUGAAGAUGAAGUCGUUGCGAAGGCUCCCUCAUCUAAGCCUAAUAAAGUCCAGCUCGCGGAGGAGGACAGGAAAUUGUGCAAAAACUACCUGUUUGUCUUGGCCAAUUCCGGGUUGGGUCAGAAUGCUGGUGUUCUAAGAGAUUCUGUUGCCAAAUGGCAACAAGCCUUUAUGGGAAAGAAGCGUUUUUCACUAUUUCACUAUAUUUCACUCUUUUACUAUUUCACUAUUUCACUAUUUCACUAUAAUUUUAUUCUAUUCCCUGUUGACGUACUACGAUCGAUCCUAAUUAUUUUUGUCUAAGAUGUAUGAGGACGCGACUGCAAAUGAUGGAUCUAUGAGACCAAGCAAUGGACAGGUACAAGAUUUUCUGGACAUAGUGGUCCCGGAGAUUCUGGAAUAUGCGAACAGCAAGAAAAUGGCGAACAUGCGUCGUCUCGAGCGCCAAGUCCCUGAGUUAUGAGUCCUGACAAUCCAACUUUUCCACUUGCCGUCGCAAUACUUCCACCUAUCCAGCUUUUCCACCUAUCAUCGUCUUGUCUGAACGAAGCAUCACAUGAAUACCCAUUCAGCGGAUUUACCUAAGUAACAAGUAAGUACUUACAUACAUGUUACAACUAGAACUAAUUCGAGAUGCAACAUAGAUCUACAUCUAUGGAGUUAAGCGACAGAAUAUUGUAGAUGACGACGUCUAAUAUCAGAGUCAGACACACGCGGCGGAGGUCCAAAGGGGACAACAAAAGCGGGUAAUGCGAACAGAGUAAUUGCACUGCAGCAAGAGAGGGAUCAAAAAGCGCAGCGUGACGGCGUCCUCAGACUUCUGGGGCUCGGUCCGCCAGAGCCAGGCAGCGACUUAUACCGAUCCUGAACGUUUACGUUUGGCUCUGGGGAUACGACAUCACCAAGCGUGAGACUUAUGUAGGAGAUGAACAUUCACGUCUGAGGAUAUGGAUAUCACCAUAGGUGAUGUGCAAAGAAGGUGAACACAGGAGAAGCUCUUCUAAGUCGGGUGUAGGCUUAGCAGCAUAGUUGUUAGGAAGAUUUCAGGUGUCGUGCUAAUGACUAAUCCUCGAAAAUUUUCUUAAUUUUUUUAGGACUUGGUGGAAGGACGAAAACUAGGCGAUAUGUUAUUUGCCCACCUUAUUAGGUAUCAUUUGAUUUCGGAUUCUUCAAGCCCAAGCGUUUUUUUUUCUAUUUAAUUUUUUGAAGCAUACCCUUACAACCAAGUUGAGACAGAGAAAACAGUGAUUGAAAAUAGUUGACGCAAUACGAAUACUACGCACGCAGGAAUAGAUUUCGCUUAUUCUGAUUAUCAUGAUAGAGUUGCAGUUGUAGGCACGAUUCUUGAGGUGCAAGAAGCAUCAUACGCACCAGCACUCCACUUUGUAAUUUGUGUAUUAUAUUAAUGCCGAAGGCGACUGAGUAAUUUUUGUUUAGUGAAUUUUCCAACAGUGAGGCUCACGGCAAGAGGAAUGAAUAAACCGAGCCAAGCACGACAAGAACAGGCAAUAUUACACUUCUACGAGAUAAAAAA
Messenger RNA from Amoebophrya sp. A25, 6302 nucleotides. The record is from the annotation of a GenBank genome assembly. Lineage: Eukaryota; Dinophyceae; Syndiniales; Amoebophryaceae.